AUGGAUCUUGACUUGGCCAUCCGUGAGGAAGAGCCUCUUGCUCUCACAGAAUCAAGCACGCCGCAACAAAUUGCUUAUUAUGAACAAUGGAAAAAAUCCAAUCGCUUAAGCAUGAUGCUCAUGAAGGCUCAUGUGAGCAAAAGCAUUAGGGGAUUAGUCCCUGAAUGUAAGAAGGCCAAGGAUCUAAUGAAAGCAAUUGAAGAACAAUUUGUAACUUCUAAUAAGGCAUUAGCAAGCACCCUUAUGAAGAAGCUUUCAGGAAUGAAAUUUGACAAUUCUAAGGGAGUGCGUCAGCAUGGUAUGAGGAUGAGAGAUAUUGCUACCAAACUCAAAUCUUUGAACAUUGAUGCUUUAGACCCUUUUCUUGUACACUUUGCCCUUAACUCUUUGCUUAUGGAGUAUAGCCCCUUCAAGAUUUCCUACAAUACACAUAAGGAAAAUUGGUCAGUCAAUAAACUUUUGACCAUGUGUGUACAAGAGGAAGAAAGAUUGAAACAUGAAAAACUUGAUAUGAAACAAGAAAACGCUAAUCUUGUGACUCGUGGAAAUAGGAAUAAGAAAAAUAUGGAACUACUCAUGUGA
This is a messenger RNA of Mangifera indica (mango), 582 nucleotides long. RefSeq lists its product as uncharacterized. The record is from RefSeq and is a predicted model, not a curated record. The coding region runs from base 1 to 582 and encodes 193 amino acids. NCBI's taxonomy places the organism in Eukaryota, Viridiplantae, Streptophyta, Magnoliopsida, Sapindales, Anacardiaceae. The transcript has a single exon.